GUGAGCGCAGAGAGAGGCGACGGGAGCCGCAUCCGGAGUGACUCCUGAGGUGACAGACGGCCUGAACGCGGGGAGACAGAUAAUAAGACAUCCCUGUACGUGCGUGCGGGCGUGCGUGUGUCUCCUCCAUCCUCCUCUCAGAGAGCAGCAGCAGUAGCAGUGUGUCCCAAACUUUGACAUCUCCGGCGGGCUGCAGCUGGAGUUGUGCUCCGCCGCGGACAUGGAGCCUCGGAAGCGCUCCGGAUGUGUUUUGGUCGGAGUUUACCUGUGGGCGACAUUGUGCUGUCAAGGCUGCUUUGGCGGCGUGCACCAGAGGAAGCUGUACCACGACCUGAUGGUCAACUACAACCGUCUGGAGAGGCCGGUCCACAACGACUCUGCUCCCAUCGUGGUGGAUCUGGGCCUCACGUUGCUCCAGAUUAUCGACGUGGAUGAAAAGAACCAAGUGUUGAUCACGAACGCCUGGCUGCAGCUGUAUUGGACGGAUAUCUACCUGUCGUGGAAUCCAGAGAGCUACCCCGGCGUCCAGAACCUGCGCUUCCCCUCCAACCUGGUCUGGGUCCCAGAUAUCCUGCUCUACAACAGCGCGGAUGAGAGGUUUGAUGCCACGUUUCAUACGAACGUGCUGGUGAAUGCGUCGGGAGCCUGCCAGUACAUCCCACCUGGAAUCCUGAAAAGUACCUGCUACAUCGAUGUGCGGUGGUUCCCGUUCGACGUGCAGAAGUGCGACCUUAAGUUUGGCUCCUGGACACAUAACGGCUGGCUCCUGGACCUCCAGAUGAUGGAUGUGGACAUCUCCACCUACAUCCCCAACGGGGAGUGGGACCUCGUGGGUGUGCCGUCAAAGCGUAACGAGCUGUACUACGAGUGCUGCAAAGAGCCGUACCCCGACGUCACGUUCACGGUCACCAUGCGGCGCAGGACUCUGUACUACGGCCUCAACCUGCUCAUCCCCUGCGUGCUCAUCUCCGGCCUGGCCCUGCUGGUCUUCCUGCUCCCGGCCGACUCCGGAGAAAAGAUCUCACUGGGCAUCACGGUGCUGCUGUCGUUAACGGUGUUCAUGCUGCUGGUCGCGGAGAUCAUGCCUGCCACUUCUGACUCCGUGCCUCUCAUCGCUCAGUACUUUGCCAGCACCAUGAUGAUAGUGGGCCUAUCUGUGGUGGUGACCGUUCUGGUUCUGCAGUUCCACCACCACGACCCUCAUGGAGGGAAGAUGCCAAAAUGGGUGCGGGUCAUUCUGCUGAACUGGUGUGCCUGGUUCCUCCGGAUGAAGAAGCCUGGAGAGGAGAGUAAGACUGCGGUGAGCCUGAGCGGCCCUCCAACCUACAAGUACUCCCACUCUCCUCCUCACCACACCAGCACCACCAGCAUCCCCAUGAGCACCAUCCCCGGACAGGCCUCCACCCAGUCCACCACCACCACCAACGGGAGCAUGAACCUGUACUUCGGCUACCACUCGAUGGGCACGGACAACCCCGCCUUCCCGCCCAGCACCGAUGCAGGAGGAGGCGGUAGCGGCGGCGGCGGCGGCCACCAUAACGGCCCCGCGCAGCACGACAUCCACCUGGAUCAGACGCGGACUCUGCUGUUGGAGCACGUGCCGGAGAUUUCCCGCAUCCUGGAGGAGGUGCAGUACAUUGCCAGGCGCUUCCGGGAGCAGGACGAGGGCGAGGCCAUCUGCAGCGAGUGGAAGUUCGCCGCGGCGGUGGUGGACCGGCUAUGUCUGGUGGCCUUCUCGCUCUUCUCCAUCAUCUGCACCUUCACCAUCCUCAUGUCGGCCCCCAACUUCAUCGAGGCGGUGUCCAAAGACUUCACAUAAAGGAUCUUUUCCCUCUCUGAGGAGCAAAGC
Messenger RNA from Salarias fasciatus (jewelled blenny), 1849 nucleotides. RefSeq names its product neuronal acetylcholine receptor subunit alpha-7-like. The transcript has 10 exons. The coding region runs from base 221 to 1819 and encodes 532 amino acids. Gene Ontology annotation, biological process: monoatomic ion transmembrane transport. NCBI's taxonomy places the organism in Eukaryota, Metazoa, Chordata, Actinopteri, Blenniiformes, Blenniidae. Gene Ontology annotation, cellular component: postsynaptic membrane. The record is from RefSeq and is a predicted model, not a curated record. Gene Ontology annotation, molecular function: transmembrane signaling receptor activity; acetylcholine-gated monoatomic cation-selective channel activity.